AUGACUAAGUUCUGUGAAAAGUGCAAUAGGGAACGAAAAGAAGACACAUUUCACUGCGAAACAUGUGAAAUAUGCCUGCUAAUAGAAUAUGAGGAACACACAUGUAGGGAAACCAACAACAAGGACGAGUGCCCGAUAUGUUUGGAAAGUAUAUUCGAAGGUAACUGUGCUGUGUUACCUUGCGGUCACAGACCUCAUGAAAAUUGUUUUAAGGGACUAAUGACUGCAGGCGCAAACAAGUGUCCGCUAUGUAGAAAGACAAUUGUGGACGAGCCUUGCGAGGAUGAGGAAUGGGUGGAGGACCACCUCGAAAACAUUGGAGUCACACUUAUCGGAGACACACAAGAGCACAGACUGAGGUCACUAGCAUUGUGGGUGCAUGAUAGGACCGGGGCCAACUUACUAACAAGUGAUACCAGGGAGCUACUGGAAGAAGCUGAGUUCAAAGCGGACAUACUGAGGGAAAACACACCAGGACCGUGCACAGAAGAACCACACAGCACACUGACUUUUUCACACUCCGAUCUGGUGGACACACUUAGCAGACGUGGUAGGAGAAUGAGUAGAAUGCUGGGGAGACAAAUGGCUGGUGCUCUAGACAUGACAGACAGAUUGUCAAGAUGUCUUGACAACUACGCUGAGGACCUUGUUUAUCUAAGUAAGGUAACGUCUGAGAUUAACCUGAGAAGGUACGGUGUGAGAAGUGGAACAGGCACACACAACGCAGUGACAAGACUACUACUUGCUGUUGAGAUAUUCCAAGGUAUCGCGACAGAGUGUCGUGAGAAUACCUUAGAUAUGGUGGUACGUGCAGCAGAUUGUCUAGCAGUACGUGGGCCACGUAGGAACAGUAGUGAUGAGGAAGCUGUAGACGUGCUUAGAAGAUACAUGGAGAAACAGAGGCAGGAAAGGCAAAACAGACGUAGGCAGUAUAGGGGACGUCGCCGGAGGUGA
Molecule: messenger RNA, 954 nt
Organism: Paramuricea clavata
Lineage: Eukaryota; Metazoa; Cnidaria; Anthozoa; Malacalcyonacea; Plexauridae
Source: the annotation of a GenBank genome assembly